AUGCAGCAUCUGGACCUUUUUGGAGAAGGGGUGCAGGCGUGGACGUCUCUCGGCACACUCAUGCCUCCUUCUUCGCUUCUACAAGCCACCCCUCCAAUAUUGACCGAGUCUGAGUACCUCUCCGCCACCCCUUUUCUCGAUCACGUUGCAUGGCAUGAUAGGGCCAAAGAUAAAACCAUGCGUGCCUUGUCUGGGAAGCUCCAUCGAUGCCCACUGCGUUGUCGACCACCGAAAUGGAUGGACAGCAUUCGAGCCGGAGAGACAUUCGCACGAGACAAGAACAAGACCACGUCAUUUCCCUCAGAACCUGCGGAGUCCAUGGGAAUUGAAUAG
Molecule: messenger RNA, 333 nt
Organism: Penicillium argentinense
Lineage: Eukaryota; Fungi; Ascomycota; Eurotiomycetes; Eurotiales; Aspergillaceae
Exons: 4
Coding region: 1-333 (110 amino acids)
Source: RefSeq, a predicted model, not a curated record